CACCUCCAAACCCACCACCUCAUACCAAUCUACACCCCCAACCCCAAACAAAAUGUUUCCCCACCCGCCCUACGCCGAAGACCAACCCCUAGCCCACCUAAUCCUCACCACGCACGUCCUCCACCGAGGCUUCCAACUCGGGACCGGAAUCGGGUUACUCGUCGGCACCGCCCGAGCCCUGUUCUUCUCCUCCCGCUCAUCUUCAUCUCUACCGAAGCCUGUCACUGCGCGCUCAACACCAACGAACACGAAACUCGUUACCCGUCUCACCCAAGUCCUCCGCCCCUCCGCGCUGGGUGGUCUGGGUGGUCUCGCGCUGUUUUCUCUUCUUCUGCCGGUUCAUAUGUGGGGCAAGGAGAUUAUUGAAUGGCAGGAUCGCAGUUGGCGGUUGUUGGAGAAUCGGGGACAGGUGGUGGUGGAUUGGUGGAGUGUGGGGGGGAUGGUGUUGGGGGUGGGUGUGGUUGCUUUGGGGUUGGGAGCAAGGGGGAGGAACUUAGGGAAGAGGGAGAGGGCGUUGCGAGUGUUGGGGGGUGCUGGGGUGGGGAGUUUGGGGGGGGUGCUUGGGUUGAUGGGGUGGAGGGUGUUGAGCGGUAGUAAAAGAUAG
This is a messenger RNA of Aspergillus ibericus CBS 121593, 604 nucleotides long. RefSeq lists its product as uncharacterized. The transcript has a single exon. The coding region runs from base 53 to 604 and encodes 183 amino acids. NCBI's taxonomy places the organism in Eukaryota, Fungi, Ascomycota, Eurotiomycetes, Eurotiales, Aspergillaceae. The record is from RefSeq and is a predicted model, not a curated record.